AUGAACGAAGAGAUAAAGUCCUUGAAGAAGAAUGCUACUUGGGAGAUAGUUGAUUUGCCAGCUGGCAAGAAACCUGUGGGAUGUAGAUGGGUUUAUACAGUGAAGUACAAGGCCGGUAGUAUUGUUGAUCAAUUCAAGGCAAUGUUGGUAGCAAAAAGGUACACUCAUACAUAUGGAAUUGAUUAG
Prunus armeniaca (apricot) is the source of this 186-nucleotide messenger RNA. NCBI's taxonomy places the organism in Eukaryota, Viridiplantae, Streptophyta, Magnoliopsida, Rosales, Rosaceae. The record is from the annotation of a GenBank genome assembly.